This is a messenger RNA of Rosa rugosa (rugosa rose), 984 nucleotides long. RefSeq names its product proteasome subunit beta type-6. The coding region runs from base 81 to 806 and encodes 241 amino acids. The transcript is spliced from 8 exons. NCBI's taxonomy places the organism in Eukaryota, Viridiplantae, Streptophyta, Magnoliopsida, Rosales, Rosaceae. Gene Ontology annotation, molecular function: threonine-type endopeptidase activity. The record is from RefSeq and is a predicted model, not a curated record. Gene Ontology annotation, cellular component: proteasome core complex.
CAAAAACCCAGAAGUCAGUGAAAAACCAAAACCUUGAUUCCUUUCAUUCCCCUCUCUCUCUCUCUCUCUCUCUCCCAGCUAUGUCUCACUCAUCAAUGGACGAUAUGAACCUCAACGCCCCUCACUCCAUGGGCACCACCAUCAUCGGCGUCACCUACGACGGCGGCGUCGUCCUCGGCGCUGACUCCCGAACCUCCACUGGUGUCUAUGUUGCGAAUCGGUGCUCGGAUAAAAUCACUCAGCUCACGGAUAAUGUCUACGUCUGUCGCUCUGGAUCGGCUGCAGAUUCUCAGGUUGUUUCCGACUAUGUGAGGCACUUUCUUCAUCAGCACACCAUUCAGCUAGGGCAGCCUGCUACUGUCAAAGUUGCUGCUAAUCUCAUCAGGCUACUGUCCUAUGGCAACAAGAAUAUGUUGCAAACUGGGUUGAUUGUUGGAGGCUGGGACAAGUACGAAGGGGGAAAGAUUUAUGGAGUUCCUCUUGGCGGCACAGUAAUUGAGGCGCCAUUUGCCAUUGGAGGUUCUGGCUCCAGUUACUUGUAUGGAUUCUUUGAUCAAGCAUGGAGAGAAGGAAUGACCAAGGACGAAGCGGAGAAGUUGGUUGUGAAGGCAGUUUCCCUAGCCAUUGCACGAGAUGGAGCCAGUGGUGGUGUUGUCCGCACUGUUGUGAUUAAUUCUGAGGGAGUUAAAAGAAAUUUCUACGCUGGCGACACACUGCCACUGUGGCACGAGGAGUUGGAGCCCCAGAAUUCUCUGCUGGACAUCUUGGCUGCUGGUGGUGAUGGCCCUGCCCCUAUGAACGAAUGAGGAUCUUGCCACCACCAAUAGGCUUCUGGCUACAGUCGAUCAAUUCCUUCAAUUUAAAACUUUUGUUUGCUGUAGCAGAUGAUAUUGAACUCCAUGGAAAAUUGUUCUAUGCUUGUGAUUUAGCUGUAUGCUGGGGUCCUCUACAAAUGUUAGUAACUACUGUGACUUUUGUUGUCAA